Messenger RNA from Ornithodoros turicata, 2615 nucleotides. It is a transcript of the gene Cdc5, whose product is annotated as cell division cycle 5-like protein. The transcript is spliced from 14 exons. Gene Ontology annotation, biological process: mRNA splicing, via spliceosome; regulation of transcription by RNA polymerase II. The record is from RefSeq and is a predicted model, not a curated record. NCBI's taxonomy places the organism in Eukaryota, Metazoa, Arthropoda, Arachnida, Ixodida, Argasidae. The coding region runs from base 137 to 2542 and encodes 801 amino acids. Gene Ontology annotation, molecular function: RNA polymerase II transcription regulatory region sequence-specific DNA binding; DNA-binding transcription factor activity, RNA polymerase II-specific. Gene Ontology annotation, cellular component: spliceosomal complex; Prp19 complex.
UCCACCAUUAUCCAUUAUGGCACCGUUGGCUUGUUUAUAUGUGUGUUGAGCUUUGAGCUGUGUGUGAGCGAAACUUUAAUUUUCCACGAAGGCUUCUAGUUUCUGCGAACGACAAAACAACAGACGAAGCUGCAAGAUGCCACGGAUUAUGAUCAAAGGCGGUGUUUGGAGGAACACCGAAGAUGAAAUUCUGAAAGCAGCUGUAAUGAAAUAUGGCAAAAACCAGUGGUCUCGGAUUGCAUCCCUGCUACACCGGAAAUCAGCAAAGCAGUGCAAAGCCAGAUGGUAUGAAUGGCUGGAUCCAAGUAUCAAGAAAACAGAAUGGACCAGAGAAGAAGAGGAGAAGCUUUUACAUCUGGCUAAGCUGAUGCCCACCCAGUGGAGGACCAUUGCACCCAUCAUUGGCCGCACAGCAGCUCAGUGUUUGGAACACUAUGAGUACCUUCUAGACCAGGCUCAGAAGAAAGAGGAGGAUGGAGAUGCCUUGGAUGAUCCCCGGAAAUUGAAGCCGGGUGAGAUCGACCCAAAUCCAGAAACCAAGCCUGCUCGGCCAGAUCCAAAGGACAUGGACGAGGACGAGUUGGAGAUGCUCUCGGAAGCCCGUGCCCGUCUUGCAAACACCCAGGGGAAGAAGGCAAAGCGCAAAGCCCGGGAGAAGCAGCUGGAGGAAGCGCGACGACUGGCAGCCCUGCAGAAGCGGCGGGAACUGCGUCUGGCGGGAAUCCAGCUCCCUCCCCGGAGGCGCAGGCACCACGGCAUAGAUUACAAUAAGGAGGUCCCAUUUGAAAAGAAGCCAGCCCCUGGGCUCUAUGACACAUCGGAGGAGACCUAUGACCCCAUGGAAGCGGACUUCAGGAGACUUAGGCAGCAGCACUUGGAUGGGGAAAUGCGCUCAGAGAAAGAAGAGCGAGAACGGCGCAAAGACAAGCAGAAGCUUAAACAGCGCAAGGAGAAUGACGUCCCAUCGUCCAUGAUGCCAGGCAGUGGAGAGCCGGCCCGCAAACGCAGUAAAUUGGUCUUGCCUGAGCCACAGAUCUCGGAGGCUGAACUGGAACAAGUGGUGAAACUUGGCAGGGCAAGUGAGGCAGCCCGUGAGACAGCCCAGGAGGCGGGACAUAGGGCAUCGGAGGCACUGCUGGCUGAUUACAACAGCCUCACCCCAUCUUCACUUCGCACACCCAAGUUACCUUCCUUGAGCAGAGAUACUAUACUCAUGGAAGCGCAGAAUAUAAUGGCGCUGAGCAAUGUUGAUACUCCCUUGAAAGGAGGUCUCAACACACCUCUCCAUGAAACGGAAUUGAGCAACGCCACACCCCGAAAGGGUCCAAUCACUGGUACCCCAAAUAAUCUCAUAGUGACACCAUUCAGGACACCAGGGCCAUCCAUUGAAGGGGGAACACCACGGGGUGCGAAGACUCCUGGCAGCACACCAAGUCAGGCACCUGGGGGAACCCCUCUGCGGGACAAGCUGAACAUCAACCCGGAGGAGAACCUCGGUUUCGACAGUAACCAGUCUGCCAAACAGUUCCAGAAAGAAACGAAGCAGCAGUUGUUGAAGGCGUUGUCGUCGCUGCCAGCCCCCAAAAAUGACUAUGAGAUCGUGGUUCCUGAAGAUGAUCCAUCAAUGGAUGAGACAGUAGUUGAAGAAAGGCUUGUCGAAGAUCAAGCAGAGAUAGAUGCCUUGGAGGAACAGGAAAGACUCAGGAAGUUGGAAGCGGAACACAAGCUGUUGUCGCAAGUGCUCCAACGUGAUCUGCCACGCCCUCAAGAUGUGAACGCAUCUGUGUUGCGACCACCACAGACGGAACCUCCUCUAACGGAGCUUCAGCGAGCCGAAGAGCUUAUUAAACAGGAGAUGCUUGUGAUGCAGCACCACGAUGCCCUGCACAGGCCACCUUCCACUGUUGCUGGAUCUCGCAAGGGUGCAGGCGGCAUGGAAGAGGCGCAGCACUUGGCAUACCUGGAGAAACACCCCUACGAAAAAUACACCUCUGAGGACUUGGAAGCGGCUAGAUCAGUCCUGCACGCUGAAAUGGAUGUGGUCCGCAAAGGCAUGGGCCAUGGUGACCUGAGCUUGGAAGCCUACAGCCAAGUAUGGGACGAGUGCCUGGCACAGGUGCUUUUCCUUCCGACACAGAACAGGUACACAAGGGCCAACCUUGCCUCCAAGAAAGACCGCAUCGAGUCUCUUGACAAACGGUUAGAGCAAAAUCGUCUGUACAUGACAAGAGAAGCCAAGAAAGCUGCAAAAAUUGAGAAGAAACUCAGAGUGCUUCUUGGUGGCUACCAGUCAAGAGGCCAGGCACUCAUCAAGCAGAUCCAGGAGCUGGCAGAACAGAUUGAACAGACACAUUUGGAAUUGAAGACAUUCGAGGCACUACAAGACCACGAGGCUCUUGCAAUCCCAAAGAGAGUAGAGGCUUUGACAGAAGAUGUCAACAGACAAGUUGAAAGAGAGAAAAGCCUCCAGAAACGGUACAGAGACCUCCUUCAGCAGAAGGAACUGCUCCAGGAAGCAAUGAUCGAUCUCAGUAAAGCCUAACAUUAUCACUUCUCGUACAUUUUGCACAUACCCCACAAACAUCUGAAUAAAAUCUAUUGAGUUCCACCGUCAA